GUACCGAAACCAACAAAACAAAAACAACACGGACCUCUGAUGGAGCGGCACCAGGAAGCAGGAUGGGAAUGCAUACUCGAGUGGAUUGUUGCUGAUAUUUUCUCAGUCUGCAAACCGGGUCAGCCUUAUGGUGUGGAUUAAAAUCUUUGAUAUUUUACUGAUGAAUGAACACGAUGGCUGUUAGAGCAGUUGGCGUCGGAGGAAUGGCAUCCUUGUCUCGGUUUAAAGGUGCACUGGUCGGAGCUGUGUUGGGGGACUGUGUUGGCGGCGAGUUUGAGGGAGCGGAGGAGGUGCCCAUGGAAAACGUCUUGAGGCAUUUGAAUGGUCUGGACAAUGAGACUAAAGGAGAUGGUACCCUUGAGUACAGUGAUGAUACUGCAAUGGCCCGGUGUGUGGUCCAAUCUUUGCUAACCAGGGCUGGUUUUGAUGAACAGGACAUGGCUCGCAGGUUCGCUAAGGAGUACAGUCUGGCUCCAGGUCGGGGCUACGGAUCUGGGGUGAUCCAGGUGUUAAAGAAGCUGUCUUCCUCGCAGCUCAGCGACGUCUACCAGCCCGCCAGGGACCAGUUCAAUGGCCGCGGCUCCUUUGGGAAUGGUGGGGCAAUGAGAGUGGCUCCUUUUGCACUGGCUUUCCCAGACCUCUCCGACGUUAAGAAGUAUAGCCGCUCCGGAGCCAUGCUGACACACUCCUGUUCACUGGGCUAUAAUGGCGCGGUCCUGCAGGCCCUGGCCGUCCACCUGUCCCUGCAGGGGGCGCUAGAGCUGCCCGCUCAGUUCUUGGAUAAGCUCAUCAGCGAGAUGGAGGAAGUGGAGGACGAGGAGGCCUCGCGCAACGACGCCAGGGCGUUGAAGGAGGCGGAGAAGCCUUUUUGCGAGCGUCUUUAUAGACUCAGAGACCUUAUGGACAGGAGCAAGGUCAGCAUAGAGGAGGUCAUAUGUGAACUGGGUAAUGGCAUCGCAGCGCUCCACUCCGUGCCCACCGCCAUCUUCUGCGUGCUCCACUGCCUGCAGCCGCGGGAGAGCCUGCCGCCGCACUACGGGGGCCUGGAGAGGACAAUGGCCUACAGCCUGGCCCUGGGCGGCGACACGGACACCAUAGCCUGCAUGGCGGGCGCCAUCGCCGGGGCCCACUACGGCAUCGAGGUCAUCCCCGAGGCCUGGAUGAAGUGCUGUGAGGGCGCCAAGGAGGCCGAGGUGACGGCGCAGCGACUGCACGCGCUCUACCACCAGCGGGCCCAAGGGGGCGCCAGCGCGCCGGGCAGGGGAGGAGGCCUGGGGGGCGAAGCACCAGCGACCGGGGACGAACCGCUCUGAGGCUCCACCAGAGGAGCGGGGAGCGAGGCCAGCGGACUAGAACAAAGAGACACGACAAGGGGGGCGAGGGAUGGGCGAAGGUCACUUACACAAACAAGUGUUUUUUCUUAUUUUUUUAUAUGCCCAGCUUAACGAUUUCCUCCUGAUUUAGCAUACAUAACCCGGUUGAUAUGAGAAAAUUAUUUAACUGAAUUUAAUAAUUGUUAAACGGUUGCUUCUUGCUUUAAAAGCCUCAUCAACUGUGGUCAUUUGCCAUGUGUGCCAGAAUUUCAUGGCAACCAAAAUGAUCGGUUGGUUCAAUUUGAAAGAAAUUAAGAAUUUGCAAGCCACACGUAUAUCUUAUUUAAAUAGGAAAAGUGUAGGGAUCCGCACAGCUGGCUCUCCCUGGCAAAAUUACAAUUAUCCUUCAGAUAAAUAAUAAUUAUAGUGUGUACAUACACUCCCACUGUUUACAUAGCACACCUCUCCUUACCCUAUUUCCAUCCUCCUUGUGGUUCUGAUGAACAAUAUUUUGGCAUGUCAAAGUUGCACUAUCAAGUAUGAAUCGACCAUGACUUGUUUAAUGGUGAACCUUAACGGUUGUCAGUGUUUCUUUUUAUUGUUACAUUUACUUCAUUUGUGGGGUAUAGUGCGAUUCCACAACUUAAAAUGUCUUUUUCCAACAGUGUAAUUUAAAUCAAUGUUCUAUACUUGCAGUGUAAUUCGUAACAUCUCAAAUAAACUUUUAUGUAUAUUUCAGAACGGUUGCUGCCUAGUCAUGGUGCCACAUCCCAUUUUAAUUUUUUACUGGUGUGGUUAGAUCGAAACUGAGCUUUCUUCAAUUACACUGGGUCCAGUUUUUAUCAGUAAUCAGAUCUGUAGAUUAAAAGCCUUGUAAGAUCUUGUAAGUUCAUAUUCUGUUCCUCUUUGGAGAUCAAUCUGACAAGGGUCAAGAGCAUGAGUGCCAGAGUUGUUUUGCAUACAAAAGGCUGUGAUCUACUUGUAAACAAAUUGCUGUCAAGCCAAGGUCAGACUGAUACAUUGCAAAACUCAAAAAUGUACAUCAAGAGGUUCUCAGAAGAUUGCCGCCUCAUAUCUUCUGGAAGAAUUGCUUAUGUGUUGGUUAUUUAAAGAGAACUUAUAUUACCCUGGUCAAUGUGUGACACAGUGAUCUACAUUGAAUUCCUUACUCAAAGCUUUCAUCUUUCACAUUUCAAGUUUGGUAUCAUAAACAGAAUAGUUUGUACUGAAUUGUUUCUUUAAUAAAAAGGUUGGUGUUUAAAAUAACACAAUAGAAGGAUGAUGUUGAUGUUUGACAUCAGUAAACAAAUGGGUAACAAAUUGAGCUUGAAUACCCAUUUCUAGUACAGGUCAAUCACAUAAAAUAAUUGCACAUAUAAACGUCUAUAGAAAAUUGUGAAUAACAAGAAAUACACUGGUAACCAUAUUCCUAAUUUCAUUCAAAUCAAUCGAUUUUGAGGCCAGAGGUGCUCACUUUUUUCAUUCUUCCUUCCCAUCACCUGUGUCAACAUAUUUUAAGGGUAAUAGUGCCUAGAUAUUUUAGUAGUGAGAGUGACACAGUUACUGCACUAUUUAAGGAGCGUCAGCAUUUUCCAGUGCUGUCAAAAAUAAUUUUUCAGUACAGCACACAUAUCUGCACUAUAUCCCAGGAUGUGCAGUGGUUUUCACUGUCAUCGGAGUCAUCCAAUAGAGAUGGUUUGCACAUAGGAGCUAUUUAUGCAAAUUAGUUUUCUCAGGGUGACAUCUCACACGUGUCUUCUUGAUUAUGCAACCAAUACAUGUCACGCCAACUGUACUAAAAAGUGCUAUGGGAAUGAGGGCACAGGUGAGCCGAUUUAAACAUAGCCAGUGUAAGAUAAACAAACCAAAAAACAGUCCUUU
Messenger RNA from Gadus chalcogrammus (walleye pollock), 3194 nucleotides. RefSeq names its product ADP-ribosylserine hydrolase (gene adprs). Gene Ontology annotation, cellular component: nucleus; mitochondrion. NCBI's taxonomy places the organism in Eukaryota, Metazoa, Chordata, Actinopteri, Gadiformes, Gadidae. The record is from RefSeq and is a predicted model, not a curated record. Bases 165 to 1313 code for a protein of 382 amino acids. The transcript has 6 exons.